AAGCCUGCUGUGCCAACUAAAACUCAACAGCAACAAACCAAAAGCACUUUUCUCAAUAACCUUUUUCUCAACAAAACACAUCAGCCAUGAAGUUCACUGCGCUUGCGACCCUCUUCCUCGCUACUAUCUCUCCGCUAGCGAGCGCCUAUCCUGUCCAGAAGGCUGAUACCGUCAACUGCCGCUCCAGCCCCAGCACCUCGGGCAAGGUGGUCAAGACCUACAAGAAGGAUGCUGACGUAAAGAUCACCUGCCAGGUCUCGGGACAGAACAUCCAGGGCAACUCGCUGUGGGACAAGACCCAGGAUGGCUGCUAUGUUGCUGACUACUACAUCAAGACUGGCAAGAACGGCUAUGUUGCCGAGCAGUGCAGCGGCGGUGGUUCAUCUGGUGGUGGCGGCAGCAGCGGCGGUGGCAGCUCUGGGUCGGCUGGACCUAUGACCAACGACUACCCGUACAAGAGCAACUGCGGUCCUGUCGAUAAGUGGAACUACUUCAAGUGCCAGUGCACAUCGUUUGCUGCCUGGCGCAUCAACUCGCGCCUGGGAAUCAACUUCCACAACCGCUACAAGGGCAAGGCAUGGGGAAAUGCCAACCAGUGGGACGAUGCAGCGCGUGCCUCGGGUGUCAAGGUCGACGGUACUCCGACUCCUGGUUCCAUUGCGCAGACCAACCAGGGCGGCGGCGGCUUUGGGCAUGUUGCUUGGGUCGCUAAGGUGUCGGGCAACAAUGUUGUGAUUGAGGAGUACAACUACCGUGUCCGCAGGGGCUACGGGACGCGUACUGUUCCCAAGAGUGCCUUCAACUAUAUCCACCUCAAGAACUAAAAUUUCCUUAUAUUUCUCUUUCUGUAAGAUAUUUUACAAUCACAGCCCAUUUCACAC
Molecule: messenger RNA, 881 nt
Organism: Linderina pennispora
Lineage: Eukaryota; Fungi; Kickxellomycota; Kickxellomycetes; Kickxellales; Kickxellaceae
Product: CHAP-domain-containing protein
Exons: 1
Coding region: 87-824 (245 amino acids)
Source: RefSeq, a predicted model, not a curated record